UGCACCGGGGAGGGAAGAGUGGGGCCGGCAAAGAGAGUUGAAGACAAAGACACCCCCAGGACACAGAUGAGGAGAUGCUUAGCCUAAUGGAGAAGUCCUGAUUUGAUCCCCAAUCAGGAGAGGAGAAAAAAAUCUGGGACAAGAAGGGGUACCACCACUCAGCUAGAGGAGAGGUUCAGCUGAAAGGAGAAGAAAACUUAGAACAAGCUUGACAGGAGACAAGAUAUAACAGUUGUUUGGAGAUUUCCCCCUCCACAAAAAAAGAGAGAGGACGUUUUCGCUCAGCAGAGUGAAUUUUUUAAAAAAGGAAGUCCACCGAGCCGUCAGGUCAAGAGCAGGUCCUAUCUGGAGGAAGCAGUGUGUCUCUCCUUUGAUCGCUCAACAUGGCGUCCGUGAGAGAGGUAUCAAGCUUCACCGAGGAUCUGCUGUGUCCCAUUUGCCUCUCUAUCUUUCGGGACCCCCACAUGUUGGAAUGUGGCCACAGCUUUUGUGCCCCGUGCCUCGAACCCUGCAUCCCCAAGGGUCAGAGGCGUGGGUUGUGCCCAGAGUGCCGGCGUCCCUUUGCCUUGCGCCGCAUGGCCGUCAACCGAGCGCUCUGCAGCUUGGCAGAGAAGGCCCGGCUUCUCAAGCUGGAUGAAGGCUCUCAACUGGGUGGGACUGGAGGCUGGUACUUCUGUGAGGAACAUGAGGAGCCACUCAAGCUCUUUUGCAGCCAGGACGAGGGGCCGGUCUGUGUCAUCUGCCGAGAUUUACCUCAGCACCGAGGACAUGACUUUCUGCCCAUCAAAAAUGCAGUUCAGGCUUAUCAGGACCAGUUGAAGGCAUCUUUAGAACCUCUGGAGGAAGGCCUCCGGCGUUUGAAAAUGAGCCAGUGCCAGCAACAGGAAAACAUUAUAGAGUUGAAGACGUGUUCUGAGUCCUUAUCUGAUCACGUGUCUGGGGAGUUUGUGAAGAUGCACCAGCUGCUCAGUGAGAGAGAGCUGAGUUUAAAGGAGGCCCUGGAAAAUCAACGGGAGAAGAACUUGACCGAGAUGGAAGCCAAGCUGAAGGAGCUGAACUGGAAAGUGGCCUCGUGGUCAGAAACCCUCUGCCGAGUGCGGACAGGACUGGAAUGCAAGGAUCACAUCAUUUUCCUUAAGGAGGCAAAGGAAUUACUGGAUAGGGUUCGUAAGGAACAAGGAACCCAGGUGGAAGAGGAGGAAGGACUAGAAGCUGAGGUGGUGGAAGAAGGGUUGGGAGCCAGCGGUGAAGACACAGAUGAAUGUGAGAAUGGGGUAGAUGAGGGGCUGCUGGAAGACGAUGAAGAUGUUGAUGAGGAAGAAGAGGAGGAGGAGGAGGAAGAGGAGGAAGAGGAGGAGGAAGAGGAAGAAGAGGAAGAAGAAGAGAAAGUGGAAGAGGAGGACGAGAAGGAGGACGAAGAUGGAGUGGUGCCAGUAGACUUGAACUUGGGCGAGUUCAAAGGUCCUCUGCAGUUCUAUGCCUGGAAGGAGCUCUUAGGGGCAGUGCAUCCAGUCCCAGCGUGCAUCACUUUGGAUUGCAACUCUGCUCAUCCCAGCCUGAUUCUCGUGGAGGAAGCCACCGGGGUCAAGUACAGCCCAGGCCGCCGUUUCUGGCGCCGAAAGCCAGAGCGCUUCACCUCCAGCCCGUGCGUGGUGGGGCGGAAGGGGUUCAGCAGCGGGCGGUUCUAUUGGGAGAUACGUGUUGGGGACAGCACCGGUUGGGUGGUCGGGGCAGCUAAAAAGUCGGUGAAACGCAAGAAGCACCUCAACUUUAAGCCCAAGGAAGGCAUCUGGGCAAUUGAGUUGAGGGCUGGACAGUACCAAGCCCUGAGUGAGCCCCGCAGCCCUAUCUCAGUCUGCGGGCGGAUGGAUAAGGUUGGGGUCUACUUGGACUUUGAAGGUGGGCAGCUCUCUUUUUACAACAGCAGCAGCAUGAACCACCUCUACACCUUCCAGGUCUCGUUCCAUGAGGAACUGCUUCCCUUUCUCAGCACUCAAGGCAACCAUCCCCUCUCUGUCUGGGACCUGGAUCUCUAAGGCCGUAUCUGCACCAUCAAAUUAUUUCAUCUCCAUACAACUUUAACGGUCCUGAUUCCCUCCAAAGAAAUUAUGGGAUUUGUUGUUUGGCGGAGCAGCAGUGUUCCCUGGGAGUUAUGGUUCUUCGGGAGGUUCCGUUUCUAGAGCCUAAUGGAUAACAAGACUAUGACUCCCGGGAAGCACGUGCAACUGCUUCCUUUAUUUUGCAAUAACAACAGGAGGCAAGGCCAGAGAAGGCAAUGGAACCUCAGAGGUAGGCCCUGCUCCAGGUGAGUGAAAUAUAGGUAGUACCUCUAGGUGUGUCUUGGCAGGCUGAAAGUCCCAGAAUUCUUCUUGACGAAUUCUUGGAGAAUUCUGGGCAUUGCUGUCCAGAAAUAAGAAAUUGUACACUUCUAGUACUUCAGAUUCUCUGCUAAGUAACUCUAAUGCGUUGCUUUGAACUACUACAGAGAACAAGAGUUCAUAAAAUUACAGAUCUCAGAAUUUUGAAGGAUGGAAUCAUUGCAAUAAAAAUGGCAACAAAUUGCUAUGACUGUAUAUUUUCAACACACUCUCUUUUGCUCAAGUUGCGGGGUUUUUAAAAGUCUGCUUAAGAUUAAGAAAUAAAAACUAUUAAAUAUACUGUAGAUACUUUUAUUUAAAAACAUCACCCAAUGUUAGCUUGUCUUUGCACUGUUCAUGGACAAUGGACCUUUACAGCUUUGAAGCUGAUUCAGCAAAGCUACUGUUGCCCAUGUGAAUUUGUUUUCCCUCUACCAUGGUCGUGAUGGGGGUGGGUUCUCGAGUUACGGUUGCCAGCUUUUUGACUGGUCCCUUUUGCUUGUAACUUUUAACAGUGGCUUGAUCCGCCGAUACAAACGUGAGCCAUUUUCGAGCUGCUGCUUCAUUAAACUGUAGGACAAGCCAGAUCCCCUCCAUAAGUUGGCCAUCCUGUCUGUAGAUGGGGGUUUUUGUGUGAGUGACAAAGCGAACCUGGAGUAGCAAAGUAGAAAACAUGAAAAAGACAAACUGGGCAACUUCUGGAUGGCCUCUUUAGAGACUCAUAAAAUAUGUGUUCUGUACACCUGAUUUUACCGGGGAAAGCCAUGACUUUGUAAUUCCAAAGUUCUUGGGCAUGCACACAGUUAUUCAGAAGAGCAAUAUCUAUACAGACAAGUAUUUUUAAAGCAACAAACAGCACUCCAGACACAUUUGUCCUCGGUACAAGAAGGAUGUUAUUGAUUACUUAAAACACAUAUUUAUUAAAAUGGUGACCAAAUAAGGUGUCUGGCUGUGGAGCAAAAGGUUGGGAAGUUUGAUUCCUCAUGGUGC
Pogona vitticeps (central bearded dragon) is the source of this 3347-nucleotide messenger RNA. Lineage: Eukaryota; Metazoa; Chordata; Lepidosauria; Squamata; Agamidae. The record is from RefSeq and is a predicted model, not a curated record.